Messenger RNA from Aphidius gifuensis, 7893 nucleotides. RefSeq names its product autophagy-related protein 2 homolog B (gene Atg2). NCBI's taxonomy places the organism in Eukaryota, Metazoa, Arthropoda, Insecta, Hymenoptera, Braconidae. The coding region runs from base 651 to 7229 and encodes 2192 amino acids. Gene Ontology annotation, biological process: reticulophagy; autophagosome assembly; autophagy of mitochondrion. The transcript has 5 exons. The record is from RefSeq and is a predicted model, not a curated record. Gene Ontology annotation, molecular function: phosphatidylinositol-3-phosphate binding. Gene Ontology annotation, cellular component: extrinsic component of membrane; phagophore assembly site.
UUUUUAUAUAAACAUAUGUAAAAAAAAAAAGCCUUGAAAAAAAAAAAGAGACAGUAUUAUAAAUCAGCUGAUUUCAAUCAAUGGGAACGUCCAAUAGCCUGAAAAUAUGGAAAGACAUUUGUGUUAUCAUAAAGUGUAUUUAGACAAAUAAUUUUAAUCUAAUAAAAAACAACAAUAAACAUUGGAGGGGUUAAAAUAUAUACUUGUUAAAAAGAAAAAGUGCAAUUACAUUUUGUGCAAUUUAACAUCUGAAAAUAACAUAAAACAGCUGGAACACCGUUAACAUUGUAUUGAGUCGUCAUUAAAGUUUGUAUUUUUUUUUUUUUUUUUUAUUUAUGUUUAGUAUAUCAUUGUUCCAACAGCACUGGCACGUGCAUCUUAAUAAUUAUUUUUUUUCAUACAAUGAAAUAUACCUAUCAACAAAAUAUUUACCUUUUUUUUUUGAAAAUUAAUUUGUGAUUAUUUAUAUUUAAAAAAGCAUCAAACGUAGUUUUCAUCAACAGUGAAUACAAUAACAAAAAAAAAAUAAAAAAAGAGAAUAUAUUUACAUGAAAAAAGAAGUGAAAAAAAAACAAAUUAAUAUUAAAUGUCCAAGACAAAGGAUUGUUGAUCAAGUAAAUAAAUAAUUAAAUGAAAAUAAAUAAUUAGAAAUGUCGUGGCUCGUUUGUUUUCCCUGGUCGGAGGGAAUUAAAAAAAGAGCAUGUAGAUAUUUACUCCAACGUUAUCUUGGACAAUUUUUGGAAGAAAAAUUAACACUUGAUCAACUCACUGUUGAUCUUUACAAUGGAACUGGUCGUGUUACAAAUGUUAGCCUUGAUGUUCAGGCACUCAAUGAAAUGGGUGAACAACAACAUUUACCACUUGAAUUUGUUGAUGGUUUUAUAUCUGAAAUGUCAGUUAGUAUACCAUGGUCAGCAUUAUUAAGUGAAGCAAGUUAUGUUGAGGUAAAAGGACUUAAAUUAACAGUACAACCAAGACAAAGAAGUGAAGCUGGUACAUCAAUGUUUGAAUCAAUGUGGAGCUCAAUGACAUCUAGCAUGCAACUUGCACAAGAAUGUCUACAACAAGAUGCUAAUAAUGCUGGUAAUUCACAGCCACUUGAAGGAGUUGAAUUAUUUGCACAAACAAUUGAUUCAAUACUGUGUCGAGUUAAAGUGAGAUUUUUAGACACAGUUAUUCGUCUUGAGCAUGUACCACUUGAUUCGAAAACAGGUGUUGCUCUAGAAAUGUGUAUUAAAAAUUUAGAAUAUUCAGAUGAAGCUGGUUCAGAUCCAACAAAUGUUAAUAUUGAUGGCAAUAAACCAACAAAAGGAUAUGUUAUAUCAGCAUUUACAACAAAAAAAUUUUAUCUCGAAGGUGUUACAUUUAAUACUGAUGAAUUUCCAUCACGUGCACGUACAUUUUCACGUAGUGUUAUGACAAUGAGUAGAUCAUCAUCAACACCAGAUUUAAAAAACAAUGAUAAUAAUCAAUCAUCAUCAUCACCAUCAUCACCCGGGGAUGGUAAUAAUAAAAGCAAUAAUAUAUUUAAUAAUAUAUUUCAAUCAAAUCCAAUAAUAUGUGGUAAACUAACUGGACGUCAAGAGUUAAGAUUAAAAUUAAAACAAGGUGAAGGUAUACUUGGUCCAAAAGUCGAGCUAGAAAUGACAUUUGGAUCAUUUAUAUUAUUUCUAAGUCCAAGACAAGUACAUGUAUUGAUUGAACUAUGUCAUGGUUUAUCAUCACCAGAUAUUGAAGAUAUGAGUAAUGUACCACCACGUACAUGUCAUGAAAAACCAAUGGCAAGUUGUGAUUUUAGUCGUGUUGAACGUGAAUUAAUACAACAAUUAAAUAAUGAUAAUAAAAAUUCUAAAACACAAGAUUUACGUAAUACACAAGGUUGGUCAACAGCAUCAUUUGAUGAUUCAGAUAAUGAAGAAGAAUUUUUACCAAUGCGUUUACCUGGUACUAUGUCAGAUUCAAUGAGUACAAAUAAUAUUAGUAUGGAUGGUUCAGCAAGUAGUAUAAGUUCAAAAUCAUCAAUAACAACAACAGCAACAUCAACAACAACUGGACCAAUUGGUACAUCAACAAAAACAACAAAUUUUAAUAAAAAAUUAAAUAAAAAAUAUCGUCAAAAUAUUGAUAAUGAUCCAACAACUGAAACAUCACAAUUUCACAUACGUGUAUCAUCAAUUGCAAUAAUUCUAUUACAUGAAGAUGUACUAACAACUGAUAUUGAAUCAUAUGGUUUAACAGUAACAAGUACAAAACAAAUGAAAAUAAUAUCAAAUAAUUUUUUUAAUAACAUUGGUAUAUUUGAUGGUGAUGGUUGUACACUAUCAAAUGCAUGUAAAUUAAGUCACAUACGUUUACUAGCAGCACCAUUAAUUAUUGAAGGUAGUGAAAAAACAACUCAACAUAUAUCAUCAAUAAAUGGUACAUUAACAAUUGCUAAUUUUGAAAUAACAGAGUGUUUAAUUGAUGCAAGUACAGAUGAUAAUGAUGAUAAUAUUAAAAUUGAAUAUAUAAAUUUAAUAAAAUUUAAAAAAUUAAAUGAAAAUCCAUGUUUAAAAAAUAAAAUUGAUUUUUUUAUGAGAUUUAAAUAUACAGAAAAAGCAAUAAAACAUGGACAAAUGACAAAAUUUACACAUCCACGAACAGAUAUUGAUAUUAAAAUUGAAGAAUGUAUUAGUGAAUUUGAUAUAACAAUAAUUGAUAGAAUAUCAGCCUUGUUAAAUGCCCAAAAAAUAUGUGUUAGUAAUAAUUAUAGUGGAAUAAAAGAUACAUGGAAUCAACAAACUGUAUUUUAUCAAGCAGUUGAUACACAAAUAUUAUCUGAUUCACGUAUUGAUAUUAAAAUAAAUGGUAAUAAAUUGUUAAUAAAUGUUAGAUUUCCAAUACCAGAUUUACGUCCAUUACAUGAUAUGAAUCGUUCACCAUGGUGGACACGUACUGUACGUAAUGAUUUUAUAACAUUAACAAUGCAUGAUAUACAAAUAAAUACAAUAAUUGAAAGUCGUUCAAGUUAUAAAUCAAAACAUGAUAUACAAUGUCGUCAAUUAUUAUUAACAUACAAUGAAUUGGACAAUGAUAUACCAAUUGAAAUUGGUAAAUCACAAGUUGAUGAAAAACAAGAUUAUUCAUCAAUAAAUAAUAACAGUAAUAAUAGUAAUGAAUGUUUUAAUUGGCCAAGAAUGUCAAUAGUAAUAUAUCCUCAACAUUUUGGUGGACCACUUGAGGAUAGUUCAGAGGAUGAGCCUGGUUCAAGUUUAGAUGAUACAUUAAAUAAUCCAAGACAUCAACCAUCACCAUUUAGUUCAAAACGUGUUAUUCAUGAAUCAGAUACACCACAUUGUGAAACACAAUCACAAACAAAUAAUAAAAAUAAACAAAAUACAAGCAAUGAACAAGAACAUCAUCGUGAAGGUGAAGAACUUGUUAUACCAGGUAAUCGUCAAGAAAUGACUGAAUUUAUUGAUGACAGUACACACAGUGCUAAAAUACAAAUUGAUAUUAAUUUACCAUGUUUAUCAAUACAAAUACCAUCAAAACAUGUUUAUGAACAAUUAUAUAAUCGUAUUAAUACUGAUUUAUUUUUAUGGGAACCAUCAGCACCACAUACUAAGUAUAAUCAAACAAAUGAUAUUUAUAAUAAUUAUGAUUUAUCAACAACACUAUUACAAGAAUCAAUAUAUCCAAAAUUUAGUAUGUGUAAAAGUGGUAUACAUUGUGGUGAUUCAGAUAUUGAUUCAGAUGAUAAUGAUGAUGAUGAUGAUAAUGCAACAAGUGGUAUUGGAAAUAGUGGUAUUUAUCAUUCAACUGGUGAUAAAAGUUUUCAUUAUCAAAUGUCAUCAUCUACAAAUAAAAAAAAGUUAUAUAAUAAUACAAAUAAUAUAAAUAAAAAUGGACAAAGUAAAAUGUCAUUAACAAUAAAUAUUGGACAAGGUAUAUUAAGUUUAUAUACACCAGUACGUGAUUGUAUGUCAAAUGUUAUACCUGGACAACAAGGUGAAUUAAUAUUUAAAAUUGAUGAUGGUACAAUAUUUAUUAUAAAUUCAUAUAAAGGUGAUACAAAUUUGGGUUAUAUAUGUACAAUGAUUAAAACAUUAUCAUUAAAUCAUUGUGGUUUAACAACAAUACCAUCACAAAUACCACCAUUAAGAUCAAUAAAUAGUGUUACACCACGUUAUUGUAAAAAAUUAAUUUAUCAAUGUGAUAAUAAUGUACUUGAUGCUAUUGGUGGUAAUCCAGAUAAUGAUAUGUUAUCAAUUGCAAUUAAAAUACAAUCAUCACAUCAAACACAUAAUAUUAAAACAUUUAAAAUUGCAAUUGGUAUUAAAAAUUCAUCUCUACGUCAUCGUAUGACAACAUCACAAACAUCAUGGUUUACACAAUUAACUGAUUGUCUUGAUGUUAUUGAUCAUCCAAUUGCUGGUUAUUCACCACCAGGUAUAUUAACAACAUUACAUUUACAUUUAUGGAAUUGUUAUGUUGAUUAUCGUCCAAUAUAUUUACCACUACGUACAAUAAUAACAAUUGGUAGUUUUAGUGUAUCAAGUAAUAUUGCUGCUAAAACAAAUACAUCAACAUUACGUUUUAUUGCUGAAGAUAUUGGACUAUUAUUGAGUGAUAAAAUUGGCAAUAAUAUUGAUAUUAAAAAUGAUUAUAUAUGUGUUAUGGAUUUGGGAUUAUUUGAAUUAUCAUUAAGGCUAAAUGAUAAAAUGUAUGGUGGUACACCGAGAAUUGAUUUACGUGCUAGUAAUAAUAUACUUAAUAUUAGAACAUGCUCGGAUUCUGGACGUGCGUUGACACAAUUAUUAACGUAUUUUGCAAAUGAUGGGGAUUUAAUAACAAAUACAACAAGUACUGAUAGCAUUGCAAUACCAAAUUCUGGUGAUGAUGAAAGUUUACUUGGUGAUGAUAGUAUCAAUACAUUAAGUAAAAGUCAAGAAGAAAGAGUCAAUUGUUUAAUGGAAGAAGCUAUGGAAGAUACUAUAAAUAAAAAAGAUAUACAAUUAAAUAUUGAUAAACAAAAUAUUAUAAUUAAUGAUGAAGAAGAAAAAGUUGAAGUAUUUUUCUUUCCUGAUGAAUCAAAUCCAUUAAUUAAAGAUAAAAAAACGGAAAAAAAUGAAAAUAAACAUCAUUAUAAUGAUAAUGUUAAUGUUGAUGUUAAUGUUGGUGCUAAUGUUGAUGUUGAUGUUGAUGAAGAUGAUGAUGGCAAAUUAAGAAUUAGUAAUAAUAAAAAAUUAAAAUGUUCAAUACCGCAGAAAAUAAAUGAAUCAGAUGAUACUGAUGAAGAUUUUUGUAUUCUUGGUGAAGAAGCUGGUGCUGGAAUAAUGCCACGACAUGGUGUACCAGAAAUACGUUGGUUAUCACAAGAUUAUUUACGUGUUAUUGAUAAUCAUUUUUCUGUACCAUUUGGUAAAACAGAUUUAUUAAAAGCUCCUAAAAAUUAUCCACCAGCAAUUUUACGUUAUACAUUAUGUGAAAUGACAUUAAUUUGGCAUAUGUAUGGUGGUAAAGAUUUUGAUAAUAAAAAAACAACAAUAAAUCAACAACAACAUAAAAAAAAACACGUUACAAUUGAUGAACAAAAUAAAAUUGAUAAUAAUAAUGCAACAUUUAAAGGAAAAAAUAAGUCAAGUGUUGGUUUUAGUAAGUUAAAUCCAAAUGAAGUACGUUUUGGUAAUUUUAUAAAUUCAUCAAAUAAUAAAAUUAAAUCACCACGUGAUUGGUAUGCCAUUGGUGGUCCAGGACGUCAGCAUGAUGUAUUGAUGGAAUUACAAUUAAAUAAAGUAAAAUUUCAACAUGAAACAUAUCCAGAUAAUACACCAGAAGCAUCACGACAAGUAUUGUUAAUAAGUGAAAUUGAAAUACGUGAUAGACUAGCAUCAUCACAUAUUAAUAAAUUUUUAUAUCAAUAUAGUAGUGAAGCAAGACCACGUCAAACACAUGCAAAUAUGUUUGCAAUGAAAGCCGUACAUAUUAGACCAGAUCAAAAAUUAAAUACCCAAGAAUGUUGUUUAAAGCUGAGUCUAUUACCAUUACGUCUUAACAUUGAUCAAGAUAGUUUAUUAUUUUUAAUUGAUUUUUUUAAUGAAUUAGCUGGUAAUUUAAAAAAUAUAUCAAAUGAUAAUAUAACAAAUAUAACAAAUAACAUACAAUCAUCAUCACCAGCAUCAAAACAAGGCACACCAACACAUCAUCCACCAGUUAUGAGUGUUAAUGAUAAUGAUGAUAAUAAUAAUAAUAAUUCUAGUAAUACAAAUGAUGAUUCAUUUAAUAAUUCAACAACAAGUAUGAAUGAUAAUGAUAUUGUUAAUCAAAAUUUAUUAAUAUUAUUAGAGGAUGAAUUAACAAUAAAAGAAAAUAAAAUUAAAAUUAAAACAACAUGUGGACAACAAGAUGACAGUCAACCAAUAUAUUUUAGAAGUGUUAUAUUUUCACCAGAGGUAUUGGUUAGAUUAGAUUAUCAUGGUAAACGUGUUGAUUUAUCACAUGGUCCAUUAGCUGGUUUAUUAAUGGGUUUAGGACAAUUAAAUUGUUCAGAAUUGAGAUUAAAAAGACUUACACAUCGUCAUGGUUUACUUGGUUUUGAUAAAUUAAUGGCAUUUAUGCUAUCUGAAUGGUUACAAGAUAUUAAAAAAAAUCAAUUACCAAGUCUUCUUGGUGGUGUUGGACCAAUGCAUUCAUUGGUACAAUUGUUUCAGGGAAUUCGUGAUUUAUUUUGGAUGCCAAUUGAACAAUAUCAAAAAGAUGGUAGAAUUGUACGUGGUUUACAACGUGGUGCAAAUAGUUUUACAACAUCAACAGCAAUGGCAGCAUUAGAAUUAACAUCAAGAAUUGUACAUGCAAUUCAAACAACUGCUGAAACAGCAUAUGAUAUGGUUAGUCCUGGUCCAAGUGUAAGAAGAAAAAAUAAAGGACAAAAAGGUAGAAGAAAACGUUACAGUCAACCAUUGGAUAUUCGUGAAGGAAUGGCCAAUGCCUAUAUGCUAGUCAAAGAAGGUUUAGGUGAAACAGCAAAUCAAUUGGUACGAGUUGCAAGUGAAGAACAUGAACAAAAAGGUGUUAGUGGUGCUGUUGGUGGUGUAUUACGUCAAAUACCACCAACAGUUGUUAAACCAAUAAUUCUUGCAACAGAAGCUACGAGUAAUGUACUUGGUGGUAUGAGAUCACAAUUGGUGCCGGAUGCUAGACGUGAAGCUGCCCAAAAAUGGCGACAAGAUCCACGUGAUGUCAACUAGUGACAAUGUUAAUAUUAAUCACUUAAAUUUACAUUUAAAAAAUACAUAUUAAUUAUAACAAAAAAAAGAAAUAAUUAUCCCAGUUAUUUAAGUCGUUAUAAUUACAAAGAAAAAUUAAUUACUUAUGGGAUUUUAAAUGAUUUUUUUCCCAGUGAAAAAUAAAAAAUUAUCUUGCGCAAAAGCUAAACACACAAAUUAUUAUAUUAUUAUUAAUAAAACGAAUGAAUAUUGUUAAUUAAAUAUUUAAAUUAUCGAUAAAAAAAUUAACGUUAAUUUUUCGAAUACAAAAUUUUUGUUCAUAACGAGUUCGAUUCUUUCAUAAAUAUUUUUCAUACAAAAAUACAAAGAAAAAAAUACAAAUAAAUUACUAAUUGGCGUGAUUUUAAUGUCAGUAUAAUUUACAUGCCAUAAUUUACACUUAAUUAUAAUUAAUUAAUAAUUAUAAAUGAUGAAAGAAAAAAAAAAAAAACAUUUAAAAAUAAAAAUUCAAUCUGGUGCAGCUGUGGAACUAUCGGUUUUAAUAACUAGAUAAUAUAUAUAAAAUAUUUUUUCAGUUAAUAUGUAAAAAUUUGUUGAUAAAAAAAAUUUAAAUUAAUUUAAGUCAUUAAUUAUUUACAAUAUUGAAAUAAUUUAAUUAAAGUACUAAAAAAUGGCAAUGAAAAAA